AUGUACCGUGGUCUCGCCACAACUCAGGAACAGCCUCGCAUCCGUCUUGGUUCUGUUGCCCCUGACUUCAGCGCAAAGACGACCGAUGGUGACAUCAAGUCCUUCCACGAGUGGAUUGGCGACAGCUGGGCCAUCCUGUUCAGCCACCCCGCUGAUUACACACCUGUCUGCACCACUGAGCUCGGCGCUUUUGCCAAGCUGAAGAACGAGUUCGAUGCUCGCGGUGUCAAGAUGAUCGGCCUGAGUGCCAACGACCUCGGAUCGCACGAGGGUUGGAUCAAGGACAUCAACGAGAUCGCAAACACGAGCCUCCAAUUCCCCAUCAUUGCCGACCACGAUCGAAAGGUUGCCUUCCUAUACGACAUGAUCAACCAGGAGGACUUGGACGACGCAGCCAAGAAGAGCAUCGCCUUCACCAUCCGCUCCGUCUUUGUCAUUGAUCCCCAGAAGAAGGUCCGCCUCACCAUGAUGUACCCUGCCUCCACUGGCAGAAACAGCGCCGAGGUUCUCAGAGUCAUCGACUCGCUCCAAACAGCCGACAAGAAGGGUAUUGCCACGCCAAUCAAUUGGCAAGUUGGCGAGGAUGUUAUUGUCCCACCUUCGGUCUCGACUGAGGACGCAAAGAAGAAGUUCAACAACGUCCGUGAGCUCAAGCCUUAUCUUCGCUAUGCAGAGAUCAAGUAG
Messenger RNA from Aureobasidium subglaciale EXF-2481, 684 nucleotides. RefSeq lists its product as uncharacterized. Gene Ontology annotation, molecular function: thioredoxin peroxidase activity. Gene Ontology annotation, biological process: cellular oxidant detoxification; cell redox homeostasis; cellular response to oxidative stress. Gene Ontology annotation, cellular component: mitochondrion; cytosol. NCBI's taxonomy places the organism in Eukaryota, Fungi, Ascomycota, Dothideomycetes, Dothideales, Saccotheciaceae. The coding region runs from base 1 to 684 and encodes 227 amino acids. The transcript has 3 exons. The record is from RefSeq and is a predicted model, not a curated record.